Messenger RNA from Acanthoscelides obtectus, 297 nucleotides. NCBI's taxonomy places the organism in Eukaryota, Metazoa, Arthropoda, Insecta, Coleoptera, Chrysomelidae. The record is from the annotation of a GenBank genome assembly.
GUUCUGUGAGCUGAAAGUAUAAAGUUCGUAAUGAGGUUGUGGUGCCUAAUUAAUGCUAAUUAAUCUAUGUGUAAUCACUGUAAUCUGCACCAAAAGUGUCUUUUCUGUACCUCGCGGGCCUGCCUGCAAGUUGAAAGAGUCAUUGCUUGCUACAACAUUGUCAAAGUCAAAAAAGGAGGCUGAAACAGCAAUUCAGUUAUGGCUGAGAAGAGCAUCUGAUAGAAACACCUAUCAAAUGAAUAAAAAACUUUAAACUUACGCUAUACAUUGUAUUUUCCAUUCCAAAAUAUAUGGUCU